Molecule: messenger RNA, 970 nt
Organism: Linum tenue
Lineage: Eukaryota; Viridiplantae; Streptophyta; Magnoliopsida; Malpighiales; Linaceae
Source: the annotation of a GenBank genome assembly
CUUCGUUUUGUGGAAAAAAUCUUCCUUCCUUAUCUCUUCGUAGAUCGCAGGCCAUUCAUUCUCCACCUCCAUCAAACUUGAACUCCUUAAUCGAUUACCUCCUAGCCUGCAAAUCGUUUUCCAGUGGUGAUCUCCAAAGAUCUCCAUCAUCUCUAUCCCUACUCCCUAGCAUCUCCAACCGUCUCCAGCACUCUCUUCCUUUCCUUUCUCUCUCUGCCUCGGCAAAAAACUUUUCCCUUUCCCUACGCCUUUUCUGCGCCUUCCCUUCUCUAUAGAUCGGUAAAAAAAAUCCUCCCAUUCACUAUCAAUCGGCCAUUCUCCAUCUCCAUAUUCUCACCAGUCACUGUCGUCAGCCGCCGGUAACAGCCCGCCCUCGCCAUUCGCAGCAAUAGCUAUCGAUUUUCUCAGUUCGUCGGAGGUGGAGAAACCUAAAGUCCAAAAUACACCUGAAUGGAACCGGGUCUUUGUUGUUGUUAAAAUGGAAGAUCUCUCCCACCAUAUUGAUUUGAGUACAGGAGCAAUGGACGCUAGGGCUAGAAGAAGCAAAGUUUGGGAGAAUUUAACUCAAGUUGAAUCAGAGGAGGAGGUCAAGCUUCAAUGCAACCAUUACAUGAAGGUUUUUGGAUGCAAUCCUAAUAAGAAUGGGACAGUUUCACUAUGGAGGCAUCUUAAGAUGUGCACUAAGGGAAAUUUUCAAGAUUAAUGGAGCCUUAUGUACUUUACUGUAUUUCCUUCAUUAUAUUUGCUUAAAUGUUAUGUAAUAGUCUCAACUCUCAACUAUCAAGACUCAAGAGAUGGGCUCAUUGGUUUAUGAUCAAGCAAGUUGUCAGCUUUUUAAUUUCUUGUUGCUCAACUAUUUAUUUAUGUUGGUUUUGUAACCUUAAUGAAUCCUCUACAAGGUACCAACAACUAGGAACAUAAAACUUGUUAAUGUUAUAUUCAAGCAAAAUAUAGUCACUCAUUUGUUUAA